AUGGCUCGAACACAUCCCAGCUCCUUCCAACAGUUGGAAAAGCUAGGUGAAGGCACCUAUGCCACGGUUUACAAAGGCCGCAACUGCCAAACUGGGGAGAUGGUGGCGUUGAAGGAGAUUCACCUCGAUUCGGAAGAAGGAACUCCCUCCACGGCGAUCCGAGAAAUCUCCCUGAUGAAGGAACUACACCACGAUAACAUCCUGUCCCUGUAUGAUGUGAUCCACACCGAAAAUAAGCUCAUGUUGGUCUUCGAGUACAUGGACCAAGAUCUGAAGCGAUAUAUGGAUACCCACGGCAACCAUGGGCAGCUGGAACCUGCCGUUAUCAAGUCUUUUGCAUUCCAGCUAUUGCGUGGGGUGGCCUUCUGUCAUGAUAAUCGUAUUCUCCAUCGCGAUCUCAAACCACAAAAUCUGCUAGUCAAUUCCAAAGGACAGCUUAAGCUUGCUGAUUUUGGUCUCGCACGUGCAUUUGGAAUCCCUGUCAAUACCUUCUCUAACGAAGUUGUCACCCUGUGGUAUCGCGCUCCAGACGUGCUUCUGGGCAGCCGCACCUACAACACCAGCAUCGACAUUUGGUCUAUUGGAUGUAUCGUGGCCGAGAUGUUUACCGGACGUGCUCUAUUCCCCGGCACUACUAAUGAGGACCAACUCCAAAGGAUCUUCCGUGUGACGGGAACCCCUACUGAGCGCACCUGGCCGGGAGUCUCGCAGUUUCCUGAGUAUAAAAACAACUUUCCAAUCUAUGUGCCGCAAGAUAUGCGACACGUUGUUCCCCGAAUUGAUCCGUUAGGUCUCGAGCUGGUCCAGAGCAUGUUACGACUUCAGCCGGACUUGCGCAUCAGUGCUGUGGAUGCGUUGCGUCACCCAUGGUUCGACGAUCUUCCUGGUGCUAGGCCGGUCUCAUAA
Molecule: messenger RNA, 906 nt
Organism: Aspergillus ochraceoroseus IBT 24754
Lineage: Eukaryota; Fungi; Ascomycota; Eurotiomycetes; Eurotiales; Aspergillaceae
Product: Cdk5/Pho85 family cyclin-dependent kinase
Exons: 3
Coding region: 1-906 (301 amino acids)
Biological process (GO): protein phosphorylation
Cellular component (GO): cytoplasm; nucleus
Molecular function (GO): ATP binding; cyclin-dependent protein serine/threonine kinase activity
Source: RefSeq, a predicted model, not a curated record